Toxorhynchites rutilus septentrionalis is the source of this 369-nucleotide messenger RNA. RefSeq names its product trypsin zeta-like. The annotation marks the transcript as partial. The transcript is spliced from 2 exons. NCBI's taxonomy places the organism in Eukaryota, Metazoa, Arthropoda, Insecta, Diptera, Culicidae. The record is from RefSeq and is a predicted model, not a curated record. Gene Ontology annotation, molecular function: serine-type endopeptidase activity. Gene Ontology annotation, biological process: proteolysis.
UUAGUGUCCAGAGGAACUGACAUUGUAGAAGGUACUAAUGCAACCGUUGCUGGUUGGGGUUUGACUGAACCAGCAGGAUCGAUGGCCGAUUAUCUUAUGGCAGUAGAUAUUCCCAUCGUUUCGCAAGAAGUUUGUCGUGGACAGUGGGGAGACUGGCGUAUUACCGACAGUAUGGUAUGUGCAGGUGAACCAGGGCGUGAUUCAUGCAACGGAGACAGUGGGGGACCGCUUAUUGUCUAUGGAAAACUGUUGGGUGUGGUAUCUUGGGGUGCUGCUCAGUGCGGAGGUAGCUUUGCUGGUGUUUAUACUGAUCUUAGGGAGCCAUCGAUUGCAGAAUUUAUCGAAAAAAUAACUGCGAGAGUUGAAUAA